Molecule: messenger RNA, 411 nt
Organism: Cooperia oncophora
Lineage: Eukaryota; Metazoa; Nematoda; Chromadorea; Rhabditida; Trichostrongylidae
Source: the annotation of a GenBank genome assembly
AUGAAUCGCUGGGAUGGACCGCAGUGGGGACAGGAGAACCCCUGGCCUCAGGAGAAUCGCAUGUUUGAGCCUUUCCAAGAUGCGCCUGAAGAGGAACCUCAAAUGAGGAUCACACAUCAUUUCGACAAGGACAGCCAAACCCCUCAACGAGUUGUGACCGAGCUGUUUGGAAACACAUCACCUGAAGUUAUUGGACACAUACUUGGACAGAAGAACGUGAGCUCACAUUUUCUACUCUCGUUUAGCUCUAAAAAUAGCAUCGGCUAUCCUAUCAAAACUAAGUGUAAUUCGAGAGUUGUAAGUAUUUUGGACAAGUGCCGUCCCUUAUACAUGCACAUGUUCGAAUCAAUUCGAGAUCAAACUACCAUCGGCCGACCUCUUAGUCAACCGUUACAUACAAUUCGAUUGUGA